CCAAAUCCCAUGAGCCGUCCUCUCGCCUGGGACUCACCUUUCCUGCUCAGCCAGAAGCUGUUGCCUCCUACCCAGCUGCAGCCCAGAGAGCAGGUCCUGCUGCCUCGCCGCCCUGCUCCCAAGCAGAGACACGGCAAGAGAAGGUUUUCUGGGAGCAGCCCCAGAGCUCGCUGACUGCAUCUGUCCAAGUCCCACGGCAGUGGAGGCACCAUGUGGCCUGGGUGUGCCAGCGUCCUGGGCUGGCUCCUGCUGCUGCAGGCAGCAUCGCGCGUGGCAGGCGGCCGGCCCUGCAAUGCCAAGGACUUCGGGCACGGCUCGCUGGUGUGUGCCUGCAGUGCUGCGUACUGCGACACGCUGGACCCCGUGGUCCUGCCGGCCCCGGGCACCUACAUCAAGUACGAGAGCAGCAAGGCCGGCAAGCGGCUGGAGCGCAGCGAGGGGAGCUUCCAGCGCAACGCAGAGAUCCCAGAUUUCCACCUCACUCUGGACACGGCGCAGCGCUACCAGAAGGUGAAGGGCUUUGGAGGCUCCGUCACAGACUCGGCUGCCAUAAACAUCCAGUCCCUGUCCAAGGAGACUCAGAGCCACCUGCUCCGCUCCUAUUUCUCUGAGGAAGGCAUUGAGUACAACCUCGUGCGCGUCCCCAUGGCCAGCACCGAUUUCUCUGUGCGUCUCUACACCUAUGCUGAUGCAGAGGGUGACUUUGAGCUGAAGCACUUCAACCUGACGGAGGAGGAUACGCGGAUGAAGAUCCCAAUCCUCCAGGCAGCCCAGGCAGUAGCCAAGCGCCCCCUGUCACUGUAUGCCAGCCCCUGGACGUCCCCGGUCUGGAUGAAGACGAAUGGUGCCAUGACAGGGAGAGGGACGCUGAAGGGAAACCCGGGGGACAAGUACCACAAGGCCUGGGCCAAAUACUUCAUCCGGUUCCUGGAUGAAUAUGCCAAGCACAACCUGACCUUCUGGGCCGUGACAGCAGGGAACGAGCCCACGGCCGGCGAGAUCGUCUUCUACCCCUUCCAGUGCCUGGGCUUCUCCCCAGAGCACCAGCGGGACUUCAUCGCGCAGGACCUGGGCCCUGCGCUGGUCAACAGCUCCCACCGCAAUGUCCAGCUCAUCAUCCUGGAUGACCAGCGCGUGAUGCUGCCCUACUGGGCUCAAGUGGUUCUCAAAGACCCCGUGGCCGCCAGCUACAUCAGCGGCAUCGGCAUCCACUGGUACCUGGACUUCCUGGCGCCCAUCGACCUCACCCUCUCCAUCACCCACCACCUCUUCCCCAAUUACUUCCUCCUCUCUACGGAGGCCUCCACUGGCUCCUACUUCUGGGAGCCCCGGGUGGUGCUUGGUGGCUGGGACCGCGGGAGCAAGUACAGCCACAGCAUCCUCACGGACCUCAACAACUAUGUUACGGGCUGGACCGACUGGAACCUGGCGCUGGACCUUCAGGGGGGCCCCAACUGGAGCAAGAACUACGUGGACAGCCCCGUCAUCGUGGACAGCAGCAAGGACGUCUUCUACAAGCAGCCUAUGUUCUACCACAUGGGGCACUUCAGCAAGUUCAUCCCUGAGGGCUCGCAGCGCGUGGGGCUGGCUGUCUCCAAGAAGUGUCGCAGGUGCAACCUGGAGCACACGGCUUUCCUGCGCCCCGACGGCGCUGUGGUCCUGGUGGUCCUGAACCGGUCCCCCGUGGAUGUCUCCUUUGGGAUCUCAGACCCCAGAGUCGGCUUCAUUGAGGCCGCAGCUCCCAGCGACUCCAUCCAGACGUUCCUGUGGAAGCAGCCGGCCUAGCAUGGCUGCAGCGGUUCCGGUGCCAGCAGCGCUGCUGGGGGGCUGCCUCACCCCCCUGGGGGCUCGGGGGCGGUCCCCUGUGGCCCUGCACCACCCCAGGGGACCUGAUUGAUCCACAGGCCACGACGCCUGCUGUUUUCUAGAUGUUUUCAUAAAAUAAAGAGGUUUUCUACAACCUUG
Molecule: messenger RNA, 1965 nt
Organism: Cygnus olor (mute swan)
Lineage: Eukaryota; Metazoa; Chordata; Aves; Anseriformes; Anatidae
Product: lysosomal acid glucosylceramidase-like
Exons: 11
Coding region: 211-1785 (524 amino acids)
Biological process (GO): glucosylceramide catabolic process
Molecular function (GO): glucosylceramidase activity
Source: RefSeq, a predicted model, not a curated record